UUAUUUUUCUCUGCAUUCAAAACAAAUGAUGUUCAGUAGGAAAUUUCAACAAAUGGUGAUCGUGGUUCAAAUAUGGAGAAACCUCAAAUAAUAUGUCAUGUGGAAAAAUCUACAACGUUAUCAUUAUUCGAUUGUCGCUGGAUACCAUGUUCAGCAAAAUUUGUAGUUCUGGGCUCGAAACCCAGAGGAACUGGUAUUAUUAACAUAUAUGAACUAAGUGAGGGAGAUGUUAAGCUAGUGAAAGAGGUAGAGAAACCCAAGGCUUUUAAAUGUGGGACUUAUGGUGCAUCCAGUUUACGAGAUCGUUACUUGGCUACAGGUGAUUUUGAAGGGAAGUUAAAUAUAUGGAACCUGGAAGAUACAACAGCUCCUAUAUAUACGGCAAAUGCCCACAAAGAGAUAAUCAAUAGUAUAGAUGGUGUUGGGGGUCAGAGUAUUGGUUGUGGAGCACCAGAAAUUGUAACUGGAAGUAGAGAUGGUAGCGUAAAAGUUUGGGAUCCUCGUCAGAAAGGUAAAGCUGUAGCUACCAUGGAACCGGCUGAAGGAGAAGCCAAGAGAGAUUGUUGGACAGUUGCAUUAGGUAAUUCAUACAAUUCUGAAGAAAGAAUUGUCUGUUCUGGCUAUGAUAAUGGUGAUAUAAAGAUGUUUGAUUUGAAAACAAUGUCCCUUAGGUGGGAAACAAAUGUGAAAAAUGGAGUGUGUGGAAUAGAAUUUGAUAGAAAGGAUAUAGUCAUGAAUAAAAUGAUUGUCACGACAUUGGAAUCAAAAUUUUAUGUCUUUGAUGUACGGACACAACAUCCACAGAAAGGAUUUGCAUAUUUGACAGAAAAGGCACAUAAAUCUACAAUAUGGUUGGCCCGACACAUACCACAAAAUAGGGACAUAUUUGCUACAUGUGGUGGAGCUGGAACACUAUGUCUUUGGAAGUACAAUUACCCUACAAGACGGGUUAAAGAUGAUACAGAUGGCAAUGAAAUGGGAAUUGUAGGGACAACCAGCCUGCUUCAGAACGCAACGCUAUCCACACAGCCAAUCUCAAGCCUUGAUUGGAGUCCUGAUAAACAAGGAAUCGGUGUGUGCACCUCAUUUGAUCAGACUAUUCGAGUCAUUAUUGUCACAAAGUUGAACACUAUCUAAUUAUGUCUUAUUCAGGCAGGAUUGCUUAUUCAUGGCAUUUAGGAUGGACAAUAUCACGUCUUGCACUGAAACACAAACACUGUCUUAUCCUUAUUCUGUUGUCAUAUUCAGAGAUCAGUCUGCAUGAAGUUUAUUAGGGUCUGUGAAACGAGCCGUUAGAAUAUAAAAUACAGCUGGUAGAGGCACUAACGCUAUAAGUGCAGAAUGAAAUACAGGGUCUUUUAGUUCAGUGAUGGCAAUAAUCCCGUAUGCAUGAAGUAGCCAGUGACCCAGAAUGAUCACAACAUUCCUUAUGUCUGUCACAGUGCUUACAAUCAAGAACCGCAUGGACUGAAAAUAAAGAAUACAGAUAUAAAUAUUUGAUAACAUUUCCUAUCUUAAAGCUAUGUUUGUUUCAAAUUACAUAAAAAAUUAUGGUCUAGUGUUAUUUCAAAAUCUUUAUUGUUAUUACAUCAGCAAUAAAAAAAUUGCACAAAUUGCCAGCAAUGAUUAAACUAAUCAACUACCAUUUUGUAUUGCUACAUGUAACUAUUCCAAGAUGGUAAUUGUGUGAAACUGUGCCACAGGUGGCAGAAAAUGUCAUAAACCCCAGAGAUUUUUUCUUGCCUGUUUUCCUUUCUAUUGCAAAAGCUUACCUGAUCCAAUUUAUAUGCAAAAUGGGCUGCAUUUGAUAUGACGGACAGAAUUAUAACUAUAUAUGGGAAGGAAUAAUCUGAAACAGAAAGUAUAUUUCAGUUAUAUGUUUAUCAUAUUUGUUUGUAGUCCAACAUUUUGGGUUUUAUUACACAACAGACCCACCUUGUUCAUGGGUUUGAGCAUCGUCAUUUUGCUUAAAAACUAUUGUGUUAAUAUCUGUGCAACAUAAUGUAGGUCCCUUGCUCUUUCAUGGUCACUCUUACAGACACAUGAAGUAAAUAUAUCUACCAACCUAUCUCAGUAGCUACGUGCAUACCGAGUUGCACAAAGUGUACUCUGAUUGUGUGUUUCGCCAGGAAUGCUGACAACACCCUAACAAACACCAACACUAAUGUUUUCAUGUUUAUUAAUUAUACAAAUUAAGCAUCA
Zootermopsis nevadensis is the source of this 2202-nucleotide messenger RNA. It is a transcript of the gene Wdr92, whose product is annotated as dynein axonemal assembly factor 10. Gene Ontology annotation, molecular function: protein binding. Lineage: Eukaryota; Metazoa; Arthropoda; Insecta; Blattodea; Termopsidae. The record is from RefSeq and is a predicted model, not a curated record.